Molecule: messenger RNA, 759 nt
Organism: Amaranthus tricolor (Joseph's coat)
Lineage: Eukaryota; Viridiplantae; Streptophyta; Magnoliopsida; Caryophyllales; Amaranthaceae
Product: protein MAIN-LIKE 1-like
Exons: 4
Coding region: 1-759 (252 amino acids)
Biological process (GO): meristem development; meristem maintenance
Source: RefSeq, a predicted model, not a curated record
AUGCGUCCUCACCCUGUUGUUACUGUUACCGCUGAUCAGGCUGACAUUGCUUGGGGUGCAGUGACGCUUGCUCACAUGUAUCGCCAACUGGGUAUGGCGACAAGGACUGGGUGCAAGACUAUUGCUGGUUGCCUGACACUGUUGCAGACAUGGAUUUACGAGUACUUCCCAGCCUUCCGCCCCCAUCCGCGUCAAGCUGACAUGCCGAACAAGACAAGGGCAGAGAUGUGGUCCCCGCCGAAGCCAAUCCGCGAGCUGAGCAGACUGAUAGACUGUAGGAGCAUACUGGAUGCCAUGACAGAGGCACAGGUGGAGUGGACUCCGUACUUGACUUAUGAUAGGUCUUUAUUGAACGAGCACCCACGUACCUCCUAUAUCGGUGGUAUCACCUGUUUCGAUAUCGUGGAGGUCUAUUUGCCUGAGAGGACAGUGAGGCAGCUCGGUUUUGCACAGGAGAUUCCCUCGGCUCCGCUGAGACCUACCCAAGCUCUGCGACUAGCACAGGGCUCCUACUCAGUUACAUUCGCUUCUUCUUGUGAAGGACCUGCUGCUGCGUUUGGUGCUGCGGAUAACAGAGUCGAAUAUGUUAGUGUUCCUAAUUAUUUUGCUGCUGAAUUUCCAACUCGACUUGCACCAUUGCUCAGGAUGCCAGCUAUUGCUCAAAUGACGCCUCGGGAAAGAGAUGCUGCUGAUAUGUAUUUAGAGGAUCUUAGAGAGUUGUUUUCCGAAUGGCAAGAGUGUAGAGGGCGCAGCCCCUAA